AUCCUGUGUUAGAAGCAUUUCAGGAUUUUAUUAUUAAGUUUUUUAAAUGACUGAAAAUUCACCAUAUUCAUCCUUUACACCAGAGACAGAAUUGCGUAUGUUGCCUUUGACAUGUUCAGGACAUACACGUCCAGUGAUGCAUCUUUCAUUCUCACGUCUUCUUGAAAACAAUCAAUAUUAUCUAAUAUCAUCAUGCAAAGGGAAAAUUAUCAUUUGAACCAAUUUUUCUUGACGUCUGAUAGAUGGGAAUUCUAUGCUUCGGGAUGGGAUAACAGGAGAUUGGAUUGGUACGUUUUUAGGGCACAAAGGAGCUACAUGGUCAUCAAGAUUCAAUAAAGAUGCAGAUAGGGCAGUAACAGGAUCAGCUGAUUUUUCUGCAAAAGUAUGGGAUACAUAUACAGGAAAUAUGAUACAAUCAUUUUCUCAUGAACAUAUUGUUAGAUCAGUGGAUUUUUCAUAUAAUUCUAAGGAAAUAGUUACAGGUGGACAUGAGAAAAAGAUUCGUAUAUUUUCAUUAAAUUCACCUUUGACGCCAAUUUUUGAUUUAUCAGGACAUAAAGGUACUAUUAAGAAUGUUACAUGGAUGAAUAAUGUUAUUAUAUCUUCUGGAGAUGAUGAAAAAGUACGUUGGUGGGACCUUCGAAUGUUGAAGGAAGUAAAUUCUUUUGAUGCAGGAGAAUUUGUUACAAAUUCUGAAAAAAGUCUUGGGGAAGAAUAUCUUUUAGUAGUAGCAGGCAAGAGAAUAUUUUUUCUUGAUUUUAAAACACAAAAAAGUGUAAAAACAAUUGUUACAGAAUAUGAUGUUUCUAGUGUCUCUCUUCAUCCUGAAAAAACCAAAUUUGUUACAGGUGGAGGUUCUCAGCCUUGGGUUAGAGUUUAUGAUUUUAAAACAGAGAAACAAUUGAAUGUUUAUAAAGGACAUCAUGGGCCUAUACAUUGUGUCAGCUUUAGUCCUGAUGGUGGAUUAUACGCAACUGGUUCUGAAGAUGGUACAAUAAGAUUAUGGAAGUCUCAACAAGGCCCAUAUGGUUUAUGGCAAUAAAUUUAAUUAUUUGGAAAAAUUAAUUGGGAA
Pneumocystis carinii B80 is the source of this 1072-nucleotide messenger RNA. RefSeq lists its product as hypothetical. Gene Ontology annotation, biological process: spliceosomal snRNP assembly. Gene Ontology annotation, molecular function: protein binding; RNA binding. Gene Ontology annotation, cellular component: SMN complex. The transcript has 7 exons. NCBI's taxonomy places the organism in Eukaryota, Fungi, Ascomycota, Pneumocystomycetes, Pneumocystales, Pneumocystaceae. The record is from RefSeq and is a predicted model, not a curated record. Bases 254 to 1042 code for a protein of 262 amino acids.